Periconia digitata is the source of this 350-nucleotide messenger RNA. The record is from the annotation of a GenBank genome assembly. Lineage: Eukaryota; Fungi; Ascomycota; Dothideomycetes; Pleosporales; Periconiaceae.
UCGUGAAUAUGGUAUCUGAUAUAAUGAUUCCAGCGCUGCCGCAAGGCGUAAUUAGUAGGUUGAGUAUGGUAAGCAGAGAGGAUAUGUCGUUGUCCGUGGUAUCUGCGGUUGCAAUUGCAUGCGUAUCCGCAGCCCUCCGCCUAGAUGGGCUCACGCGCAUCUUCUCCAGCAAAGACUUUGUUCACAACUACUCGACUUGCUCGAUCGCAGUCGAUUCCGUGAUUGUGUGGGAUCUGGAAGCUCGGCUUGCUGUCUGCAACGCUCAACCUCCCUCAACUGGAAGUGCUGGCAGAGAGGAAAAAUCGAACAUUCGCCGUUCCUGUCGUUUGAUCCUCUUCCUCGCACAAUAA